Molecule: messenger RNA, 570 nt
Organism: Parnassius apollo (apollo)
Lineage: Eukaryota; Metazoa; Arthropoda; Insecta; Lepidoptera; Papilionidae
Source: the annotation of a GenBank genome assembly
AUGAACAAUUACACAAAUAGACGGCCCCCAGUCCCCGGCGGCCCCGCUAUUCCUGGCUACGGUGGCGACCAUGGUAACGGCGGGGCAGGGGGUGCUAAGAAUCUCCGGUGGAGGUUCGGUUGCCACCUACGACGACUCGACCUGGCAACAUUUAACGCACGCACCCUGAGGACUGACGAGAAGAUCCUGGAGCAGGAAGAAGAGAUAGACAAGUUGCGCUGGAAUAUUAUAGGAUUAUCCGAGGUCCGAAGAGAGGGGGAGGACACGGUGAUUCUCGAAUCUGGCAACUUGUUCUAUCACCGGGAGGGCGACCAUCUGUCCCAAGGAGGUGUCGAAUUUAUCGUCCACAAGUCUCUCGUCAAAAACGUUGUUAAGAUUGGGAGUGUGUCGACGAGGGUCGCGUACCUGAUACUUAGAAUCACCAAACGGUAUUCGCUGAAGAUCAUACAGGUCUACGCACCAACCUCGGCACAUCCCGAUGAGGAGGUGGAGGAAAUAAAUGUGGAUAUUUCUAGAGCCAUGCAUUCCUCCAAAACCCACUACACGGUGUUGACUUCAACGCAAAACUAG